AUGCCAAUUGCCCCGCUAGCCGGCGACCUGGAGAUGUACUACGACGACGAUAACUACACCGAUCCCUGGCGGGAGCCGGCGUCGGUCGAGACCAUCGUGCUGCAUCACGGCAACGCCAAGAAUGCCCGGCUGUGGUACGCGUGGCCGCCGCUGCUGGCCCGGCAGUACCGGGUGAUCCGGGUGGACGCGCGAGGCUUCGGCCGUUCAACGGUGCCGGAACCCGGUUACGAUUGGUCCCUGGAGGGCUUCGCCGGAGACCUGCGGAACCUGCUCGACUACCUGGAACUGGACAAGGUGCACCUGAUCGGAGAGACCAUCGGCGGCACCAUCGCUCUGCAAUUCGCCUACCAGUUUCCGGAACGGCUGCACACGGUGACGACGUGCACGUCGCCCUACAACUUCACGGGCGUUGACACGUACCAGAAUUACCAUCGGCUGGUGGAGGAAGAGGGUGUGGAAGGCUGGGCGCGGGCUACCGGAGGACGCCGGGUCAGCGCGACCGCGGCUCCCGGGCAUCACGAGUGGUACAUCCAGCAGAUGGGCCAGACGUCCCGCCACGUGGUCCUGGAGACGCUGGCGUACCUGGGCACGCAGAACCUGACGGAGAAACUGGCGUCAAUCCAUACGCCGGCGAUGGCGAUGGUCGGCGAACUGAGCGAGGGCGACAUCCCCGACCGCGCGCAAGGGCAGGCCGACCGGAUGCCCAACUGCACCCUGGCGCGGGUCCCGGGAGCCGGGGGUUAUGUGCAGCACUCCGCGCCAGAAAAGUGCGUGGAAGCCUGGAUGGAGUUUGUUGGGACGGUGCACCAGGCCGGCUGA
This is a messenger RNA of Geodia barretti, 819 nucleotides long. NCBI's taxonomy places the organism in Eukaryota, Metazoa, Porifera, Demospongiae, Tetractinellida, Geodiidae. The record is from the annotation of a GenBank genome assembly.